UGUAAGUGGGAAUGAAGACAUUAUGUUUCAAUCCUGCUGCGAAUUGUUUGUUUGCGGGAUCUACAGCUGGUCACAUAUUCUGUUGGGAUCUUAGGAGGAUAGACAAGACUCUAUGGGAAGACCGAGUGAGCCCGAAUGUUAUUUAUUCCAUGCAUCACCUCAGAAAUGACAAGUCAACAUUAUUAGUAGGUGGAAUAGAUGGUGUCUUGAGAGUUGUGGACCAGGAUUCCGGCGAGGUAUUAUCCAGGCACAUUAUGGAAGAACAAGAAGACAGCAGAAAUGUACACUCCUCUUCCUCUUCUGGAAGAAGUGUGAUUGUCAGGAGAGUGAAAAACCUCUCAUCGAAUGAUCGCGUCGAUCUCAUGUCCAAAACCUGUCGUCCGAAAAUCACAUGUUUGGCUGUGGGAAUGCAGAAGGUCCACGAGUUCUUCCGAAACCCCCAAAUUCCAUUCAGAAUUAGGGCAAGAAACUCUGAAAGAAUAGAAAAGAAAGGCUUCUUCUGGUGGGCAUCAAUCGCACACGCACGCAGAGAGGGAUGGUGUGCAUCCGCAAGGCGACGAUCGACGAUCUGCUGGCGAUGCAGGCGUGCAACCUGAUGUGCUUGCCGGAGAACUACCAGAUGAAGUACUACUUCUACCACAUCCUCUCCUGGCCGCAGCUUCUCUAUGUGGCGGAGGACUACAACGGCAAGAUCGUCGGCUACGUCCUCGCCAAGAUGGACGAGGAGACCAACGAGUGCCACGGCCACAUCACCUCCCUCGCCGUCCUUCGCACCCACCGCAAACUCGGCAUUGCCACCAAGCUCAUGACUGCUGCCCAGAACGCUAUGGAACAGGUUUUUGGAGCAGAAUAUGUGUCAUUGCAUGUCAGGAAAGGUAACAGGGCAGCAUUCAAGCUGUACACGGAGACAUUAGGGUACCAAAUUCAUGAUGUAGAAGCAAAGUACUAUGCAGAUGGCGAAGAUGCUUAUGAUAUGAGGAAACUAUUGAAAGGUAAGAAGCAUCAGCAUCAACACCACCACCACCACCACACCGGAGGCGGGUGUUGCUCCAGGGAAGUGAAAGCAGAUGGAAAGGAUGGCGCGACAGAAGGGAAGGCACAUUGAUACUGCUAGGCAAUCGCGCAUACCAGUGUUUGCAGCCCAUCGCCCUUUCUCGUUUCUUUAUUCAAAACCCACUCUUGCACGUUUAUGUUCUUUCCUUUAUGUCCAUCAUGUUAUGUCAUCAAUAUCACAUUAUAUCUUGAAGUCAGUUGGAUGAUCAUCUUUUCUUCUUUUUGGGGGUGUGGAUUUGUCACGGAAUGAUAGAAUGGUGUUGAAAUCUGGGUAUUGCUUACCCGUAUAGCAGGUAAUGUGGAUUAAAAUAGAACAAGUUUCUCUUAGGCUCAUAUGAGUUUUUAGUCU
Molecule: messenger RNA, 1402 nt
Organism: Cuscuta campestris
Lineage: Eukaryota; Viridiplantae; Streptophyta; Magnoliopsida; Solanales; Convolvulaceae
Source: the annotation of a GenBank genome assembly